Messenger RNA from Dufourea novaeangliae, 4898 nucleotides. RefSeq lists its product as uncharacterized. Gene Ontology annotation, cellular component: nucleus. Gene Ontology annotation, molecular function: metal ion binding; RNA binding. The record is from RefSeq and is a predicted model, not a curated record. Bases 1143 to 4883 code for a protein of 1246 amino acids. Gene Ontology annotation, biological process: negative regulation of DNA-templated transcription. The transcript has 8 exons. Lineage: Eukaryota; Metazoa; Arthropoda; Insecta; Hymenoptera; Halictidae.
GUCCGACAAUCGUAUUUUUUCGCUUGCCUGCCGACUAGUCUCGUUCAUAAUACAUAUGUUUUGCUGAGAUAAAUCUCGAACGCGGAAGUACACGAGAGAGACGUAAACGCUGUCAUCCAUCGGAAGGACAGAGGAACAACGCGAGUCGAGUCCGUGGAUAUUAAUUCUUUGUCUCGAUGAAUUCACCAAUCGCCAGUAACAGACGCGCGCCUCAGUAAUUUCGCAGUUGUUUCGUACGGCGAGGCCAGACCAAUUCGUUGUUCCCUUUCUCUUUCUCUCUCUUUCCUAGAAAAGAUUUUCGAAUCAAAGAAAAAGAGAACGCCGUUAUCGAGAUCACGAAACACGGGGAAACAUCCGAGUGGAAGCUAAAGCUUCGCAUUAUUCUUCGAGACUUCGGUCAUAUUACCGGAGAACAUUGUUUUUAUUUAUUAGUCUUUUAUUCGCUUUUCGUUUUGUCAUAAUUUGACGAAAAGCAAGUACGCACGCGCGUUUUCUCCCGAGCCCCGACUUUUCCACCACACGUACUUCGCACGAAGUACAUUCACGGAAGACGAACAGAUAAUCCGAGACGCCUACGGACUUAUCGUCGACGGGCCGCCAUAUGCCACGUCAAGCCAGAAUGACGUUGCAGUGGCGAGAUCGCGACAUUUAACGAAAUUUAAUAGCAAGGAGAGGAGAGACACAGUGAAAUAAUCUAUACUCCAUCGAAUCGAGAGAAGUGCAAAUAACAGGACGAAAAAGAGAGCAUUUAGUUACAGAACAAAGGGCAGCCUGCCUUGUGUACAGGCGUGAAGAAUAUUCGAGGGCGAGAGAAAAUAUAAGACAGGGGCGUAGCCAGAAGCCGAGAAAAAGGGACGGAAAAAAAAGGUUCACGAAAAACUGGUAUAUUCGGGUCCGGUUGAUGUGCGCACGCGCGCUUCUCACCUUCCGUGAAACAAGAGAGAGACAGAGAAACGGAGGGACACAUCGCGACACGAUUCGAUAUUCUGUAGGCUAAUUUGUGUCUUGUAUACCGCCGGAUAUUACUCCUAAUUUUCAAAUGCUAGAAUUCAGGCACGCGAUUCUCACGCAAACAAAGAGCCAUCGAGUGUGGUCGCGUCAAUCGAUCGAAUGAUCAUCGUCGGGCCACAGUGCUAUAUCAUAUGGUACAAAACACGAUCGAUCGGGACAAAACAAUGGCAUUAGAGAGUGUUUCCGCGGCUGAGACUCUAAUCCAAAGUAAUAAUGACAAUGACUUGGAAGAUGGAGAAAUUCCAUCUGAUGAAGAUGAUGAACCAGUACCACCACCAGUCAAAGAUGAUGACACUGUUAGAAACACAUCAAAAGCAGAUACAUCAAAGAACAAAUCCUUUGAUUCUAAGUUUAGUAAAAGUAAAAAACCAAAUGUCCAAGGAAGUAGUAAACACGACAGAUUUUUAAAAUAUAAAAACCCAACAGAAGAUUGGGCUGGGGAUGUUGAGAAAGCUAUUAGGGCAGCUUUAGAAGAAGAUGGUGCUAGGAAUCAGGACUCUAAGUCUAAGAGUAAAAAUAAUAGAAAUAAGAGUAGGAAAAGGCUUCGUGAUGAAAGGGAGGAAGAUCGUGGCAAAGAUCAAAAGAGACGCAAGAUGAGUGAUGAUGAAAAUGUUAAUGAAGAUGAGGAUGAAAUGGUGUUUGUUCGAGGUGCCUCACCUGUUAGGAAAGAUUCACAAGAAAACAACUCUCCCAGACACGUCAAUGAUCAUGAAAAUUUUGAUAGUAAUUCAGAUUAUGAUGACAGGCCUAAUGUAAAUCGACAUAGGGAUAAUGAUACGAAGCGUGGCAAUACAAGGGGCGGCGGAGGGGGAGGACGAAGAGGUGGUAAGAAUGAACGGGGUGGUAAAAAUAAAACUCGUGGGCAAAUGAGGAAUGAUAGAAAUGGUCGGAGGAACCAGAAUAAUGAUCAUGGUCAAGAUCCAGAUGCUAUAUGUGUUUAUUAUAUGCAAGGAAAAUGUCACAGAGGAGAUGACUGUCCCUUCUCACAUAACGCAUUGCCUCCUAGAAAAAUGGAACUAUGUAAAUUUUAUCUUAUGGAUUGUUGUGCGAAGAGAGAUAAAUGUCUUUACAUGCAUCAUGAUUUUCCAUGUAAAUUUUUCCAUACGGGAUUGAAGUGUAAUCAAGGAGAAAAUUGUAAAUUUUCUCAUCAGCCUUUAAGUGAACAGGUAAAAGGAAUCUUAUUGAAGCACUUGGAAACAGCACCGAAAGAGAUUCUUGGUGACUUUCCACGUUUAAGUAGGGAAGGAGCAAUGUUAAUGAUAAAUAAUACAGCAAGAACACUAGCACAAGGUCAGGAAGUAGCAAAUCAAAAGAUUCCAAGUCUUUUUGAUUUAAAUGUACCUGCACCCACUGGUAUUACAGAUAAAAAUAAUGAGAAAGAUGAGAAAGAAGAUCAAGUAUCUCAACAAAAGAAUGUUAGAGAAAGAAAACCACCUGGUAAAAAAACAAGAUGGGGUUCUGAUGAAGAUAGGGUUCCAUUCGAACAAAUUAUGCUAUUGCAGUCAGCCAAUGAAUAUGGUCUGCAGCUUCCCAAUGCUGCACUGGGUUUAGCAACUCAGCAGCAGUUGCAUCCGAAACCACUGAUACCACAGUCCAUGUCAAACAUGGAUUUUUAUACUGAAGCGAAUUCUGAAAUGAACAAAUCCAAUAUGAACAAGCGUGAUAGAGAAGAUUUUACGAAAGACGUAGAAGAGGAUGAAAUCUUGGAGCAGGCGAAAAAGAAAGAUUCUUCUAUACUUGAGAAUUCGAAAGAUGUAGAUUUAAGGCAACUGUUAAAAACUUCAAAAAAGCCGCCUUUUGCUGUCAGUAUAGCUGAUGAAGUAGCAAACCUUACUAAGUUUAAGUUUGACGAAGAGAGCGACCAAGAUGAAGAAACAGACCUUAUUAUAGAGAUGCCAAUUGAAGAAGAGGAUAAACAGAAAGUGAAAAAUAUCGGACAUGAAGAAACGUGUACCGCAAUUGAACAAAGUAAUAAUAAUAAUACUUUUUCACCGGACUCGGAGGAGCAAGAAAUUCCGACACACUUACCGAAAAAGGCGCAGGAAUUAUUCAUGCGUAUUCAGCAACAACAGCGUGCAGCUCAAGAUAGCUUUAAGAAUAUGGAGAAUGACUGUCCGCCAGAGAACGCAGAUCAAAUUCUAGAAGACUGGUACUCUGAUGAUGACGACGAGGGAGGCAAUCUUACGAUAGUUCUGUCUAAUAAGGAUUCAUCGAAAGAAGAUAAUGAAUUCUCGGAAGAGACGCAGAAUGCCGUCAAGAAAGAAGAUAAUGAGCCGCCAACUUCAACAUCUAGCAUACCUCAACCGGCAGCGAUCGUAGACAAACUCGGUGACCUGAGCAAAAUUGAUAUUAGUGCUGAAGUGUCCAAACUUUUAUCUUCCCUUAAAGCACAUAGUUCAACCAGUGGCAAAUCCAGCCAGCAGAACGCUAAUGGUCAGGAUUACCUCUCGAAAAGUAAAUCCUCACCAGAUAGAGUGUCGUCGGAUGAAUCUAGCGCCCAUAACAAAAGCACAUUCAGUGCUCCGAAUCAGCUGCUGAAACUUGAGAAUGAAACAUCGAGUCCACGGUCGUCUCCUGGAGUGAGUUCUGCACCUUUGUCCAGAGAUCCUCGCAUGUCUCGGGAUCCUAGGCAACGUAGGGACGAACAGAAGUCAAAUAGUCCCAGUAGGAUAGAGUGCAAAAAGGAGAGCAAGCCACUUCGACUAGAAACGAGUAUUUAUAGUUCUGGUAUUACUGCAGUUGACACUAAUAUGGACACGGAUCUUCGUACGAAGACCGAUCAGGAUCUUAGAAGGAAAGAUAUGGAUUUCAGGCAACGAUUUCAAACCGGUUUCGGGGACACUGAUCUACGAGUUGUUGGGGCAAGCUUUACAGAUGCGUCCACCAAGUCGGAUGUUGACUUACGGCAAAUGUUGAGUUUGCCGUUCAAGCCAGCACCUUCUCAUGUACCUUGCACGGAAAUAGAUGCUAGUAUUUCCUCCCAUCCCCCAAUGAUGUAUAAAGUGUAUGUUGUGGACAUACCACGACCAGACUAUACCGGUUUAAAAUUAACUAAGAAUGAUGCCCAGGUGAAAUACGACCCACGAUUAAGGAAAAUAUUUCGAAUCGGUAAAAUUGAACUAGCUGAUUCCCCUAUGUCUCCACCUCCGGUGAAACCGGACACUCCAAAGUCGCCCCCACAGGUCCGAUCCGAUCCACGUCGCAAAGCUCUCGAGGCUUCCAAUUUAUCUUCUCAAAAUGUCAAUGCUUCCAUGAUGAAACCUGUGCAGCAACCACCGAUGGAAAUGUCCAACAUGGCAAUGGGUCCUGGUGGUAUGUCUGUUCCUCAAACAAUGCCAGGACCACAAGGCAUGCAAGGGGGACAGGGUAUGAUGCCUAUGGGUCCAAAUCCAAUGCUUGGAAACAUGGGUCCAAUGGGGCCAAUGAUGAAUGCACCUAUAGGUCCUCAAAACAUGCCACCUAUGGGUAUGACAGGCAUGUCCAACAUGCCUCCAGGAAUGGCCCUGAAUGGACCUGUUGUGCCUCAGAAUCAAAUGAACUUCGAUCCACGUUUCAAUGUUCAACGUAACAAUGGAGCUGGUCUGUUGGGUCCUGCACCUGGUGUAGGUGUAGGUUUUGGACCAGAUGUUAAUUCUUCGUAUGAUAGUGCACCAUCUUAUUCUGGUGGUAAUUUCAAUAAUUUUGGUCCUGGUCCCGGUCCUGCUCCUGGCCCGGCACCUCCAGAUUCAGGUAUGAUGGGGUACAACCCAAACGGUCCAAAUCCAAACUUUGGUAUGGAUGGGCCAGAGUGGAACGGUGCGAAUCAAAAUAGGCGCGGCGGCAGAAUCAGACGACGGAACCGCAACAGGACCAAUAUUGUGACUAAUAAUUAAAGCAAUAAGCAGUUU